This is a messenger RNA of Tarenaya hassleriana, 1251 nucleotides long. Its product is annotated as random slug protein 5. Lineage: Eukaryota; Viridiplantae; Streptophyta; Magnoliopsida; Brassicales; Cleomaceae. Bases 343 to 1188 code for a protein of 281 amino acids. Gene Ontology annotation, molecular function: phosphatidylinositol transfer activity. The record is from RefSeq and is a predicted model, not a curated record. The transcript has 6 exons.
AUUUAUAAAUCUACCAUUGACCUACCAAAUGGCUUAAUGAAAAAACAGAGGGACCAGCUUCGGUUGGUUCGCAUCAACUGCUUUCAUUGUUCUUCAGAACUCACCUUUCCUCCACGUUUAUCGUGUUUUUUUAGUUUUCUUGGCAUCCGAAUCGCAUGACAGUCGCGUGAAGAACAAAGCCCAUCUCUCUCUCUCUCUCUCUCUCUCUCUCUCUCUCUCUCUCUCUCUCUCUCUCUCUCGUUUCUUUGCUCACGUUCUUGGGCUUCGCUUCUCAAUUUGCUUUGUUGCUUAAGAAGAAGGAUCAUUAUUAUUACCAGUUGCUUUCUGAAGGGUUAACACAGAAUGUUCAGGAGGAAGACAACUCAUCAGCCAGAGGAUGAUUCCGACAAAGAUCUCAAGGUCGGUGAAUUAAGGGAAGCUAUGGGUCCGCUGUCCGGACGCAGCUUGAAAUUCUGCUCAGAUGCUACGUUGAGGAGAUACUUGGAAGCUCGGAAUUGGAACGUCGACAAGGCCAAGAAAAUGUUAGAGGAGACUCUUAAAUGGAGAGCUACGUAUAAACCCGAAUAUAUCCGUUGGCAUGAAGUAGCACAUGAAGGCGAGACCGGAAAAGUUUCCCGAGCUAAAUUUCACGACCGGAGCGAAAGAAUUGUGCUUAUAAUGAGGCCAGGAAUGCAGAACACGACGUCCGCGGAGGGUAAUAUCCGGCAUUUGGUUUACCUUCUCGAAAACGCGAUCCUAAAUCUUCCCGAGGGACAGAACCAGAUGUCUUGGCUCAUAGACUUCACCGGAUGGUCUUUGAACACUAAUGUCCCCAUGAAAACGGCCCGAGAGAUCAUUUACAUUCUACAAAACCAUUACCCUGACAGGCUUGCCGUCGCAUUUCUCUACAACCCCCCAAGAAUCUUUCAGGCAUUCUACAAGGCUGUGAAGUAUUUCAUGGAUCCAAGAACAGUUCAGAAGGUGAAAUUUGUGUACCCAAAAGAGAAAUCGAGCGUGGAGUUAAUGAAAACGUACUUCGACAUCGAGAAUCUUCCCCAAGAGUUUGGAGGGGAAGCCACGCUUGCGUACGAUCAUGAGGAGUUCUCCAGAUUGAUGGCUCAAGACGACAUUAAGACUUCCAAGUUCUGGGGAACAGACCACAAGACUUCUCCAGCGCCCGAGGUCGUGUCUGGACCUGGCCGAGACUGAGUGUUUUGCCCAGCCAACAAGACAAAAAAAUAUAGUAGAAUAUAUAUAUAUAUAUAUAUAUAU